Molecule: messenger RNA, 1671 nt
Organism: Dichomitus squalens LYAD-421 SS1
Lineage: Eukaryota; Fungi; Basidiomycota; Agaricomycetes; Polyporales; Polyporaceae
Exons: 2
Coding region: 1-1671 (556 amino acids)
Source: RefSeq, a predicted model, not a curated record
AUGCCUAGACGCAAGAAGGCCUACCUAGCGGCAGCAGCUGCACGAGCUCUAGCGGGCCGCAUGAAGGCCCGUGAAGCAGCCCAAAUGGAUGCCUCAGCUCCGCAGACCGACAUGGAGCCACCGCCCCAAGACACGACAGCACCACAGUCCCUGCAGGAAUUACCCCCCGACGACCCAUCCGAGGCCCUUCACAACCCCAUCGCGGAGGAUCCCCUCCCGGGGGGAGGCUGCGCUGAAGAUCCUGGGGUAGACGACUCCGAUGAGGAGUCUGUUGAGGAGCUCGAAGGUGACGAGCUCCUCAAAAACCUGGAGAUGGUGACGCGGUCAGCAUACAAUGAACUGAUGAGACUGAAGAGUAAACAACAAUGGGAAAAAGGGGAGCGCGAGCUGAAAGGGGUACAUACCGGUAGAGCUGCACGAACACUCUAUAACCACCAGGUUAGGGUGCGGGCAAAGGACACCACUGACACUGUAAUCCGCAAUUCAUACGAGGCGGAGAAAUUCCGCAGUGUCUUCAAGAGAGAGAGAUCCAGCACCGAAGAGGUGCUCCCAUCCAGCCCCAAGAAACAUGCUCGCCUCGCCGCCGCCGCCGCUCUGCAAGCCAGUGACACUGUCUUCGCGCGGACACAAAUUCCGCCGAAGAUGGCGUCCAUGGCCCGCAAGAUAUGGACAUUCAGUCCACCUGAAGUCAGCAAAGCGAGCAUGUUAGAGCGGGAGGACUUACCUGCUGGAGUGAGAGAGGCCGUUGCGCGGGCGAUUGCAGAUGCACGCUGUGAAUCCGAUGCCGUGUUCCUCGCCCAAUUGUCUGUGCGGCAAGUUCACGACGAGCUCGUUGGAGCACUCGGCGGGACAGCAAGUUUUCGUGAUGUCCGACACGCCCUGCUUGCCAGCGAUAGCAGAGGGCCGGGGAGGCUUCAGCCUGGAGAGGUCAGCGUUCAAAUGGAGGACAUGUUGGGUGACGAUGGAGCGCGGCUGGGUGGCGAAAGCAAGGCAGAGCGCAACACCGAAGACGGCCGAGAGAAGGAACUGGGCGCACCUCUGCGCAACCCAUACCCCGGGCCCCAUAGGGGUCUGGAUCGCGUUGAGCUCCGUCUGGGACAUCGCGGCGCUGUUGAGCGCAACGUCAGCGCUGCUGAGCGCGACAAGGGAGGUGGAGACACCGUCCAGCGCGACAAGGGAGGGGGCGGCGCUGUUGGGCGUGGCAGAGAAGUUCGACGUGGCGCACCUGUGCACGAUAAUGCCUCCGGGCUUCAGGGUGGCAUGGAUCGCAUUGAGCUCUAUCUGGAGCACCAUGGCGCUGUUCAGCGCGGCAGAGAAGAUGGCGCCCCUGUUCAGCGCGGCAAGGAGGCUGCUGGGCGGGACAAGGAGGCGGCUGGGUGCGACAAGGAGGCUGCUGGGCGGGACAAGGAGGCGGCUGGGCAGGACAAGGAGGAUGGCGGCGCUGUUGAGCGCGGCCGAGAAGAUGGCCGCCGAGUGCCUCUUGACGAUGGCGACCUGGAAUACGACGGAUACCUGUCGGAUAUGUCAGAAGACGUCGAGGACCUCCUUCCGGAGGGCACCCGAGAGAAACAGGACACUUGGUAUGAACAUGAGCACGGCACACCUGCGACCCCGACCGUCCCCUCGGCCCCUGUCCUCCUGUCACAGCCAACGAGCUGUGCCACCAGAUAA